UGGAGGGAGCACUGUCGUAAUGCACAAAGCGAGGCUUUGGGACUGGCGCCGCAUCUAUUUAGGUGGCUCUGAAAAUUUGGCAUCGACAAGUAUACUAUGAUUCCACUGAAGCACUCUGCAAAGGAUGACGAUUAUGCGUUUGAAAGCUUUCUGAUUGCUGAGCUGUGCCCUUGCCUGAACUCUCGUGAGAUCGGGAAGGGAGGGAAGCGGACUAAGAGAAGGAGGAGGAAGGGGAGGCGGGAAAGGAUUGGGAGAACAGGGGCUGUUCGGKUCCAAAAGUUAGUUACCUUCCAGUAUCAGAGCUCUACGUAUACCUCGCUGCUGCUAUGGUUGAAGGAGCGCGAAGGAAAAGGAAGUUGGGAUGUGUCGUUCUCUGAGGGAGUGGUAUGGACGGAUCGCUGGAGGAACAUAGUGAGGAAGUAUGGUAGCACGAUUUUGGAGAUUGACGAGAGGAGGUCUACGUUGCGGGGAGUGAAGAAGCUACUGGAGAAAGGCGGGCAGGUGAGGUUUAUGAGGAUUGUUAGGACAAAUAUAACCACGGAGAAGAACAAGACUUGGCUGAUUGGGCUUCUACGGAAGCCUAGACCGGCAAGCCAGCUGGCGAAUCUUUCGACCAGCAGACUGAUUGGGCUGUAUAGGACAGCCGGGCUGUUUGCUGAAAAACAAACAAGAUUCAGACUACGAACUAGUAUUGAUCGUGCCAUCGCACGUAGGCUGGGAUUUAGCGUGAGGAGGAGGAUCAACAUCAAAUUGCCGUACGAUUUGCGUUUGAGGAAAUCGGCGAUACGAGAAGCUACAGAGGGACUAAUCAAGGACAGGGUGUCGGACCACAUGGUAGCCAAGUUUCUCAUGACGAGAGUUCGUAUCAUUUGGAUCAGGAACAGGAACGUCGRUGAGCUACUACACAAUCAGAAGGCCUAUGCGAAUGAGGAGCAGCAGUGCUGCCCUUGCAAAGGCUCGACUCUGCCCAAACUCGAGGGGCACGUCUUGACUCGUUUCUCGAAGAUCGAGAUUCCGCAGUUCGUGGCAAAUUCGAAGAAUAUCACUAGGCCGGUGAAGGCUUGCCGGAUUCCGACCAUUGUUAAUGCUAUUUUGGAGGCCCUGAAGCAUGUUCAGGGCUCUGGAGCGAUGCAGGUGGACUUCACAUCGUUUUGGGAAGAUCGGGAACCAGGUGAAGGAGCCUGGACAGACGAGGAGAUGAAGAACUGGGCAUCGCAUUUCGAUGGGUUUGUCCUGGUGCCUAUAGAUCGCAACCAGGGAGACACGGCAGUUAUCUGUCCAGUAUUAUAUAGGCAUGCGUUCGGGAAGACGUUCGCCUGGAACACGAACUACGAAUGCGCUGGGAUGGUGGAGACAGAAGCAUCGCUGCUGAGCAUCUGCAAAGCGGACUUUUUUAAUAAGGCGCUGGAGAAGAUUGGUGGAUGGAAACCUGACGGACGUUUGGGAGCUGCUUAUGUGAUCCCGAAGCACAAGGACUUGGGACGAUGGCAGUCGAUCGCGCCAGCACCAGCGGAUCCUGCUGCACUUGCACAACGGAGGGUCACUAGAGCACUACACUGCCUACUCAAGCGUCUGCCUGAACACUGCUCCUUUUAUCUCAAUUCGGUAGGUGAACUGCCUGAGAGACUGGCGGCUGCUUCUCAACAAUUGCGGGCGGCUGGCUGCUCACAGGCGGAGGGGAGGUGCUACGAUAUUAAGGAGAUGUUCUCCCGCAUCCCGCAUGAAGCUGUCACUCAGGCGGUUCGAUAGCUGCUGC
This is a messenger RNA of Chara braunii, 1756 nucleotides long. The record is from the annotation of a GenBank genome assembly. Lineage: Eukaryota; Viridiplantae; Streptophyta; Charophyceae; Charales; Characeae.